UAGUUUUAUUGGCAGGCGAUGCGCCACGUGGAGUUCCCUUAACCUCAUAACGUUAGAAUCUUGGGAAAAGAGGUGCAGAGCUUCAUGUAACUGCGGUAGCCGGACGCAUGGCGGGCGCUUUGUAACUCAGAAUCUCUCUCUCUCUCUAUCUGUCUCUUGCACAGUCUUUAAGAUUCAUCACGCCUUCUCUCUCUCUCUCUGUAUCUCUCUCUCUCUGGUUCUGUUUCUCCUCAGGUUCUUUCAUUUAUUAUUUUCCUUCUUUUGGGUUGUACUGCGCUUAUUGGAGCGGCGUUUAUAGUAAAAGAAGGGGCUGAAGCCUGAAGGACAGCAAUUCUUAUGGAUUCAAGGGAGGAGAGGAUUGCCUACUGAGGAGUUUAUCCAACCAAGGAUGAAUGUGGACAAUGAGAACAUAGAACCAGUGACUGAUUUAGGACUUGCUCUGGGUUAUUCUCACCAGUGCAUCCAGAGACAACUGAACAAUGAUUCAGGUGCAGGUGCAAAUGCAGGUUCAAGGAUACACAUGACAUUUGUAGCCCCUGACCCCCUGUCUGAAUUAGUUUGGUCCCCACAGAAAGGUUUGAGUCUCAAAUGUGCUGAUUCGAGCUUCGCCGAUAAGAAAGCCUCUCUUUUGUGGGGUGCAGGACCAAGCAAGGUGGCUUUUUUGAUGCCUAAAAGCACUACAGACGGGGGGUCUGAUACUGACAAUCCUAUAGUUGAAGUCAUGACAUCACAAGUAGCAUUUCAUGCGAAGGAUGAAUUUGCUGGUACAAAUACUUCGACUGGGUCUCCUACAAGUGAUUCUGUUAGCAUGCCAGGAUGUGGACCAAAGCAUGAACAUGACACAGGACCUGUUGGUAAUGUGGAGGAACAGAACACUGCGGUGGGACCCUCUGUUCUACAUGUUACUCAAAAGGAUGAUCAAAGAAAGAGUGACGGGGAUGAUAUUUGUGCUCAAAUCGAUAUUCAAAUGGCUGAAAUUGAGACGAGAGAAAACAAUCUUUCCUGUUUGCCAGGCCUGGGAAGAACAGCUGAUAUUUCAGCGGCCAAACUAGAUGAACCUAGACCUUAUCUGGUUGCAAAUGAACCAUUUUCUGGGGAUCGUAUUGGUGGAGGCAGAGAUUUUGGAAGUGGCUAUCAAAUAUUGGGAAUGAAUGAUGUUUUGGCCUCUGAUGUUCACCCUGUGGAUGAAUGCAAAGCUUCUGAAACUCCAGUCCAGAUUCUUAGGUCGACAGGCAGAAGGCCUUUGGAAAAACUGGAGCAAACUGCCGAGAAUGAUUUACAGACUCUGAUUGGUGAAAAUGCUUGUGAUUCAGUGAGUAAGAUUGUAGAAUCAGAAUUUUCUCAUAAAGGUAAAAACUACUCUCAGCAGGGUGAAGAGGUACUUCCCAGAAACAAGACUGUUCCAAUUAAACUCUCUCCAACUAACAGCAUAAUCCAUAUGCAUAGAUGGAAAGGAAAGGAAAAGGCUUUAUCUGAUGGAGAUUUUAAUGAAAGAUUGUCAAAAGAGGAAGAUGACAGCCAUGAGAGUGUUGAAAGCUGCAACAGUGCUGGGUUAUUUUCUAAAGGCAAGAAGAGGUGGAGCUUUGAAGAACACUUGAUUGUUGGGAGUAAAAGAGUGAAAAGGGAAAUUCAAGAAACACCGGGUUCGACAUCCUAUAAUAGACAAAAUAGCUCAUUUAUGAAUUGGAUAUCAAACAUGAUGAAGGGCCUCUCCAAACCAAUGCAAGACGAGGUGCCUUCUCCUGCUCUUGCCAUUGCACAUCCUGGUCAUGAACACCAGAAUCCGCCUGAGCAAAAGCUGCUCAUAUGCAACAAGAAUCAAGAACAGGGGUUCAAAAUCGGUUUUCGAUCAAUUUUUCAGUCCUUAUAUUGCCCAAAGGUGGAAGGAGAAGCAACAGCAUUGAAUGCUAAUUAUCAAACUGGAAAAGGAUCUAAGGAGCUUGAACUGGCUAACAAGGUAUGUAACAUUAAUGCUACUCCAGUAUCCAUUCGUGGGGAUGGUGAUAACAUAUGCAAACAAUUUCUGCUGCCAAAUGAGAAGUUAGAUGAAUCAGCAUCUGGAAAUGAAGCAAGUUUUGCAACCCAGCCAAAAAACUUUCUUGUGAAAUAUGCUACCAGUCAGGAAAAUAGCAAGACAAAUUCCAGCAAGAAUAAAAAUUCAAGUGAAAAGGAAUUUGGUAAGGUAAAAAAUGGAAUAAGCCCCCCUACCUCUCUGGGUAAACGAAAGACUAACAGUGCUGAGAACAUUGAUUCUGACCCACCAUCUGAAGGGAAGAAAACUAAUAAUUAUGGUUAUGGGAACAACCCUCUGGGAAGCUUGUGGAUAACUCGGUUUUGUACAAAAUCUUCUGGCCCCUUAUUAAGCAUGGAUGAUCGGGAGCAGAGUAUUGAUAUUGGUCUCAAGUGCUCCACUGAUUGCUCAAGGCUUCUUCCUUGUCCUCAGAAUCGUGUUGGUUUUUCCAAAAAUCACAAAAGUGUGGUAGUGAGGGAGCAAUCCAUUGAAGACCCUAUGCUUGCUUUGGGUAAAGAAUCACAGAAGUGUCCUGCUGACACUGAGGCUGUCAUUGGUGUUAAUAGGGUUGAAGGCCACAAUGAUCAGAAAUCUGUAUAUAAUCUGAGCCCUUUACUGCCUUCCCCAAAAUCUAGAAGUUCAGAGGCAAUGGCUUCUAUCUUUGCAAGAAGGUUGGAUGCCCUCAAACACAUCCUACCAUUGGAUGUAACAGAUAAUGCAACUCAUGCAACUAUAACCUGUUUGUUUUGUGGCAGUAAAGGUCACCAUUUACAAGAGUGUUCUGAGAUAACAGAAAGUGAGAUUGAGGAUCUUCUUAGGAAUAUCGAUUCAUAUAAUGGGGCAGAAGAAUUGCCUUGUUUGUGCAUUAGAUGUUUCCAGCGCAAUCAUUGGGCUGUUGCAUGUCCCACUGUAUCCUCAAGAGGGCAACAUCAAACAAAUUGCAGUGCUUCUUUUGUUGGCCCUAGCGAAAUGCAUCAUGAAACAGGAGGUAAAGAAAAUUUCAAACUGCUAACUGAUCGGAAAAGACAAUUUCAAGCUGCCUGUGAUGGGAGUGAUCUUAGAAGAUCAGAUCAUGGUUGUCACCAGAAACUGAAUGAAGCGAUAGCCCCUGAAAAAGUCAGAUCUGAUGCAAAUUCAAUGAAGAAAUAUAUUGCUUCAAGUUCUGGGGAAAAUUAUUUAAAAGAACGUAAGACCACACCUGCCAAUAUACAAAUUUCAGAUGUACCAAAAGGAAUCUUUGACACUAUAAAAAGCCUUCGUUUGUCUCGCUCAGAUAUCCUAAAAUGGAUGAAUUCCCAUAUGUCACUGUCUCAUCUUGAUGGUUUUUUCUUGCGCGUGCGGCUUGGGAAGUGGGAAGAAGGACUAGGGGGAACUGGAUACCAUGUGGCCUGCAUAACUGGGAAGCAAAUAGUGAAUUUGCAACAGAAUGCCAACAUUUCUCUGUGUGUAAACGUAGGGGGAAUCAAAUGCUUAGUUGAGAGUCAAUAUAUCUCCAACCAUGAGUUCCUUGAGGAUGAGCUGAUGGCAUGGUGGAGUACAACCUCAAAGGACAAUAUCAAGAUCCCUUCUGAAGAAGAUUUAAGAGUGAAAGUGAAAAAGAAAAGAAUGUUAGGCUUGUUGUAGGCAUCUUGUGUUUUUUUUUUUUUUUUUUUUUCUCCAGGAAUUAAUUGUCUUUGAAAGCCUCGGCAAUUAAAAACACAGAAUGCAGAGUGAGAAGCGAGACAGGUAGCGAGCGAUGUUGUUUUAUUGUGCAUAUUAUAUAUAUAAUUUUUUUUUAAAAUUUAUAUUUAUGUUUGUACACGUCCAGCUGAAAUUAGGAAAUUAGAUUUUACUGCCAUUGUGACUUUGUGAAGAAGUAGAAUAAUAUACGAUUUCUGUAAUACUGACUCACAUCACACACUGAUUGAAAGAACCUUUGUGGUCCA
Corylus avellana is the source of this 3936-nucleotide messenger RNA. It is a transcript of the gene TZP, whose product is annotated as zinc knuckle (CCHC-type) family protein. The record is from RefSeq and is a predicted model, not a curated record. Gene Ontology annotation, molecular function: zinc ion binding; DNA binding. NCBI's taxonomy places the organism in Eukaryota, Viridiplantae, Streptophyta, Magnoliopsida, Fagales, Betulaceae.